Hippocampus comes (tiger tail seahorse) is the source of this 3037-nucleotide messenger RNA. RefSeq names its product tuftelin interacting protein 11 (gene tfip11). Gene Ontology annotation, cellular component: U2-type post-mRNA release spliceosomal complex. Gene Ontology annotation, molecular function: nucleic acid binding. Lineage: Eukaryota; Metazoa; Chordata; Actinopteri; Syngnathiformes; Syngnathidae. The record is from RefSeq and is a predicted model, not a curated record. The transcript has 15 exons. Gene Ontology annotation, biological process: spliceosomal complex disassembly. The coding region runs from base 181 to 2682 and encodes 833 amino acids.
CUUUUUCGCCCGGAAGUACUCGAAGUGUUCUCGAGUGCAGUACGUCGCGAAAAUGGUUAACGUUAGCUAAUCAUGUCAAUCUAGAUUUUAGAGCGAUAGGGAAUGCAUUUGACGAAUUAAAAGACAAUAAUUAUAUAUUUUUUUAUAUUUUAUUGCCGGAUACGUCAAAAACGAAGGUGAAUGUCAAUGUCACACCUGUAUGGACGGAGGAGGGCAGAGGAGGAUGGCGUAGAGAUUGAAAAUUUUGAGAUCACAGAUUGGGAUUUGGCCAAUGAGUUCAACCCAGACCGUCGCAGACACAGACAGACCAAGGAGCAAAUGACUUAUGGCAUCUGGGCAGAAAGGGACUCUGAUGAGGAUGAGAGACCCAGUUUUGGAGGCAAGAAAUCUAAAGACUACACUGCUCCGGUGAAUUUUGUGAGUGCGGGGUUAAGAAAAACUGCAGCUGACGAGAAACAGGAAAGAGAAGAAGAAGAAGGUUCUGAUACUUCUGAUGAUGACACUUCUUCUGCACCUCCACCUGCUCGAGUGACAACGCCUAGAAAGCUUCAAAAGGGUAAUUUCCGUGGAAACCAGUCUCAGAGGUUUGCAGGAGGUAUACAGACCGGACAAGGAAUUGGUUCCUGGGAGAAACACACUAAAGGAAUUGGUCAAAAACUGCUGCAGAAAAUGGGCUAUCAACCAGGCAGAGGCUUGGGCAAGAAUGCGCAAGGUAUUGUCAAUCCUAUUGAGGCGAAGGUUCGGAAAGGAAAAGGAGCUGUGGGUGCUUAUGGCAAUGAACGAACCCAACAGAGUCUCCAAGAUUUUCCUGUGGUUGACUCGGAUGAGGAGGAGGAAAAGGAGUUUCAGAAGGAACUAGGUCAGUGGCGUAAAGAUCCGGCAGCCACUGGAGCAAAGAAGAAACCCAAGUACUCGUACAAAACUGUGGAGGAACUGAAGGCGAAAGGCAAACUUACUGGGCGCAGCACAGGAGCAUCUGCUGGAGAGCUGGCACAAGUCAAGGUAAUUGAUAUGACUGGAAGAGAGCAAAAGGUAUAUUCCAGUUACAGUCAGAUGUCCAACAAGCACAGUAUGCCAGAAGACGGUCCGCCAAGCACGUCCACGCGGGAUCAGAAGGGAUCCGGCUUUGCACUCCCUGAGCUUGAACAUAACCUUCAACUUUUGAUUGACCUUACGGAACAAGACAUAUUACAGUCAGCCCGCCGCCUGCAGCAUGAAAAAGAUGUGGUUGUGUCGCUGAGCCAUGAGUCCCAGGCACUGCAGACCAGGUUGGAAGAAGAGCAAGAUGCCAUCCACAGAAUGGAAGCGGUGCUGGCUCUGGUGGACCGUUUUCCUUCUGCAGAGACAGCACCGGGGGAGGGACCCACUUUGCAGGAGUGCGUCCACAUCUUUGAGACUUUACAGACAGACUUUUAUGAAGAAUACAAGACGAUGGGUUUGGCUGACUUGGCCGUAGCUGUAGUUCAUCCCUUACUCAAAGACAAACUUUUUUCCUGGAAUCCAUUGAAGGACUCUUCUCAUUGCCUUGAAGAGGUUGGUAAGUGGAGGGCAAUUCUCGAAUCUAGAAACCUUGUCAAUAGUGGUCACGAUUCAAACAUGGACCCUUACCACAGGCUGCUGUGGGAAGUAUGGAUCCCAGUGAUGCGGUCCUGUGUGUCCGGGUGGCAGCCUCGCAUGGUCGGGCCAAUGGUGGACUGUGUUGAUCUGUGGUCUCCUCUUCUUCCACUUUGGAUCUCAGAUUACCUGCUCGAGCAGCUUGUUUUACCUCGGCUACAGCGAGAGGUGGAUGCGUGGAACCCCUUAACAGACACGGUGCCAAUUCACUCAUGGAUUCACCCUUGGCUACCUCUGCUCCAAUCACGUCUCGAGCCUCUGUACGCGCCCAUCAGGAGCAAACUAGCUAAUGCUUUGCAGCGGUGGCACCCCAGUGAUGCCUCAGCACGCCUCAUUCUGCAACCGUGGAAAGAUGUUUUCAGCCCGGGAGCUUGGGAGGCCUUCAUGGUGAAAAACAUCAUCCCUAAACUAGCGUUGUGUCUGGAGGAGCUGGUUAUUAACCCUCACCAGCAGCAAAUGGAGCCCUUUCAUUGGGUGAUAGACUGGGAGGGUAUGCUAUCCCCAUCUAGUCUGGUUUCCCUCCUGGAUAAAAACUUCUUUCCAAAAUGGCUCCAAGUCCUGUGUUCAUGGUUGAGCAACAGUCCUAAUUACGAGGAAAUCACGAAAUGGUACCUCGGUUGGAAGACCAUGUUCAGUGAUGUCUUGUUGUCACAGACACUCAUAAAGGAAAAGUUCAAUGAAGCGCUGGACAUCAUGAACCGUGCAGUAUCUUCAGGCAUGGGUGGAUACAUGCAACCAGGUGCAAGAGAAAACAUUGCAUAUCUCACUCAGACGGAGAGAAGAAAGGACUUCCACUAUGAAGCCAUGCAAGAGCGCAGGGAUGCUGAAAGUGUCGCUCACAGGGGUGCCAGUGCGAGUGUACCCACAAACUUUAAAGAUCUCAUCCAGACCAAGGCAGAGGAGAACAACAUUGUGUUUAUGCCGAUAGUGGCCAAACGGCAUGAGGGCAAACAGCUGUACACAUUUGGACGCAUUGUCAUCUACAUAGACAGGGGGGUGGUAUUUGUGCAAGGAGAAAAGACGUGGGUUCCCACGUCUCUGCAGAGUCUGAUAGAUAUGGCUAAGUGAUUUUGAAUACUGGUCAUUAUGUAAAGCAUGAAUUCUCAAGUCAGGUCCUCAAGAGCACCUAUCCAGCCUAUUUUCGAUGUCUCCCUCCCCCAACAAAUGAUCAGCUCAUCAGCAAGCUUUACAGAAGCUUGAUAACGAUCCUGAUCAUUUGAAUCAGGUGUAUUGGAGGAGGGAGACAUCCAAAACAGGCUGGAUAGGAACUCUCCCCAUGAUCGAACUUGGGCACUCAUGAUGUAAAGGAUAAGUACAGUAAAUGUUCUCUUUUUGUGACUUCAUCAAAUAGGAUCACAAUGUUUGUACACUUUUUACACUGAUGUAGAAUUUCAAAUAAAUGAUAAGUUUUUGUUUAAAAAAA